UUUUUAACGUCACUUGUCAUUAACUCCUCAGUAUGAUCGCUUUAUUUACACAGUAAUUAAUUUGCUUCAUUUAUUAUUAUUAAUUAAGUGUUUUAUUUGUAAAUAUUUAAAGUGAUAAUGAAAAUUUAUUUAAAUAUUGGGUUUUGUUUUUUAUUGUUUGGAAUUAUUUAUACUAAAGAUUUUCAACCGGACUCAGUAACAAUUUCACUAGAUACUUUUAAUAGUUCGCAUCUCAAUGGCCAAGCGUUUUACAAUAAAACAAUUUUACCAGCUUUUAUAAAUACUUCAGUACUAAUCAGUAACAUUCCGACUGAAUUAUCGUUUAUCAUAAUUCAAGUACAUGCUCAAGAAAAAAAUCUUACGCUUAGUAUGCAAAAUGCUCAAAAUAAAAUAACGCAAAUAAAUGGCUCGAAUAUCGGGCUGCAGUUAGACUCGAAAGAUAUAGCAUACACCCAAAUAAAUGUGAUAAAUAAUAAUAAUAAGACUGUACCAGCCUUGAUAGCUAUUACUGCUUAUACUUUACAAGCUCCAGUUCCGGGAGGAUGUAACAUGGAAUUUGAUAUCGAAGUAUCGCCUUAUCAAAAAUUAUUAUUGACGAAUUCCACAGUAAUUAUUGACUCGCAGCCAGCAUCUGCUUCUCUUAUCAAUGGAUUUAAAUUACCAUGCGAAAAAAAUUUAAUAACUUAUGAAGCUUAUCGUCUGUACACUGACGAAAGUGACUUUAGUAAUGAGACAUAUUUUUCUACUAUCAUUAAAAUGCUUACUGUUGAUGAUAUAGUAAAAAAUGGCGCCAAGGUACCAACAUUAUUUUACACGUCACCAAUGCGAAGAAUUUACAGCUCAUACCCAGGAGUAGGAUCUGCUUACGUAAUGAUCGCAACAUUUAAAAACCAUUCAUCAGCAUACGUACCAAUAUUUUCUUACUCCUGUACUCCAUUUUCCGAUGACAAGUCUUGUUAUUAUUUAAACACAACAAUAUCAAAAGUACUUUGUGCCUCUGUACUAUUUUUCGGAAUAUUCCUAACAUUCAUAACUCGUCGUCGCUAUGAAGUCGAAUUAUUUUUACUCGGCUGUUUAGCUGGUGGUAUUGUCGGCUAUACAAUAUUUCAAGACAAUGAACUAGACAGCACAUUAACGAUAAAUUUAUCAAUAAUAAUUGGAAUAAUAAUGGGUUCAUUACUGGUAAUACUCUGGUGUAUGAAAGGAAUGCCAUGUAUUGGAAUUCUUCAAGCGUCAUUGUUCCUCGGUGCUUUGGUGGCCAGUACAGCGUACUUAGGAAUGCCAGAUGGCCAACUACCAUUAGUUAAUGACACAAUAUUUUGGAUAAUUUACGCAACAAUAAUAAUAAUUGUGCUAUUAUUACUUUGUAUAUUUUCCCCGAAUUCAAAUAUUAUUUGUUGCGCUUUUAUUGGCGCGUUCGCCAUUAUUUUGCCGAUUGACUACUGGAUUGGCUCGAGUUUCAAAUACAUUAUUAUCAAUACCGUACGGAGGAUUACAAUCCAUGGAUUUAACGUCGCUAUUAUUCAUCCACCCUUCCAAUCCAAAGACAUAUGGCUAUCAAUCUUCUGGGUACUGUUGGCUCUACAGAGUAUUCAUUUGCAAAGAAAAAGAUUAAAUGGCACUCCAUUAUUUCCACGUCGUGUCGAUUAUAAUUCAAUUGACUCUGAAAGUUCUUAUCCAAUUAUUGCUGAGGAACCUCAUCAUCAACGCACAUUUUUAAUUGGAAGUAAUAUUAAUAGUGCUAGAAAUUACACCACGUUUUUGAAGUAAAAGCUCAAUAUUUUUAUACAAAAGUUAUCUAUUUUAAAUAUAUAUAUUUUUUUAUAUUAAGUGUUAAUCAUUAAUUCUUUGAGUGUCAAUUACCAUUAAUUAUUUUUUACUACACCGCCAUCUAGUGAGAAACUUUUACCAUGCAUAGAAAAUAAAAAAAAAAAAUUUUAAUACAAUUUUUAUCUACGGAAUUCAAAUAUUUACAAAAAAAAAUUUUGAAAAAAAUUUUCUACAGUCGGAGUCCAUUGACUCGAAUAAUCCUGAAGUUUACAAUUUUUGAAUUUUUUUUUUCAAUAGAUAAAUGACAAAAAAAAAAAAUCUAAAAACAUGCACAUGUAGAAAAUUAAAAAAACUGUAGGUGCAAUUUUUUUGAAUAUUUUUUUUUUUCAUAAUUCAUCGUUUAGAUAAAAUUCAAAAAUUAUGAAACGUCAGCUAACUUCCGUAUCAUUAUCUCGGAACUUUCCCUCAAUUUGACCCCCACUACUACGCUGUCUCCCACCCGAUGCUAUACAUUUAUGUCUGUAUAUAUUUAUAUAUAUCUAGCACACACGUAAGAGCGCAUGCGUGAUAGUUUACUUUUUCCGGAAAAAGGGGCAUCGGUAAACUCGGGAAUCCCAGAAAAAUUUCCGCUCCUCCGUAGACUGUCCGAGUUAUUGGAAUUCGACUGUACUUAUAUUUAAAAAUAAAUGUAUAACCUAAAAUACUUAUCAAUCUUGAGCCGCCAUUUUGAAUGGCUGCCUUCCAUUUUGAUUAGAAUUUAAAACGCAUAGAUAUUUGUAUUAAUUUUUACUUAAAAAUUAAAUUCUACAUGGAAAUAAAAAAAAAUAUUAAUAUUUUGACACUCGAAGAAUUGAAUAAAAAAAAGUUUAUUGAUAAAAUUGAAUAAUAAGAGAAGUCAAAUUACCUGAC
This is a messenger RNA of Microplitis mediator, 2679 nucleotides long. Its product is annotated as transmembrane 7 superfamily member 3-like. NCBI's taxonomy places the organism in Eukaryota, Metazoa, Arthropoda, Insecta, Hymenoptera, Braconidae. The coding region runs from base 118 to 1770 and encodes 550 amino acids. The transcript is spliced from 8 exons. The record is from RefSeq and is a predicted model, not a curated record.